UUGUGUCGUGAGUAUGCCUCGGUAUUGCCCCUCACCGGAUCGCUCGCAUCAGCUCUGAAGUCGGAAUUGAGAGACUGUCGAGAUCCAGUCAGAAGCGUCCAGCCAGCGAUGCAGAAUUUUGGAGAAGCUGGAUCUGGCGAGCACGGGCCACGCGGCGGUCCAAAGCCGGCAUCACCGAAGCUCCCCCAGGCAGUCGAACAACGCGUCAACGUCAAUCCCCUCCACCCACGACAAGCUCUAGACCAUCUCCAUCCACCGCGCACCCUCGACGACUCUCGCCUCCUCCGUCUUGUCCUCCAGCUUCUCGACCAUAUUCCGCAUUCUGCCAGGCUCAUUUCCGCCGCUCACCACCCUCCCCCGGAUACUUAUUCGCACGAUUGCCCAUCAUGUCUGGUGCGAAGCGCUGGCUAUGACAGACACAUCACCAUUUUCUCUGAUCAGGGACGCCUAUACCAAGUCGAAUAUGCAUUCAAGGCAAUUACCGCGGCAAACAUCACAUCGCUGGGUGUGAGGGGGAAGGACUGUGCAGUUGUCAUCUCACAGAAGAAGGUGCCGGAUAAGCUCAUCGACCCGUCGUCCGUCUCGUACAUUCACAAGCUCUCGCCGUCGGUUGGCUGCGUCAUGACAGGGUCCAUAGCCGAUGCGAGGGCCUCUGUGAGUCGUGCACGUGGAGAAGCUGCUGAGUUUCGCUACAAAUUUGGGUACGAGAUGCCCUGCGACGUAUUGGCGAAGAGGAUAGCGAACAUUAGCCAGGUUUACACUCAACGGGCAUACAUGCGCCCACUGGGUGUGGCUACCACGCUUAUCUCGCUAGAUUCCGAAUAUGGACCCCAGCUUUACAAGUGCGAUCCGGCUGGAUACUAUGUUGGCUACAAGGCGACGGCCUCUGGACCCAAGACGCAAGAGGCGCUCAACUUCCUCGAGAAGAAGCUGAAGAACAAGGAUCACGCCGAGGGCAGCUGGGAGGAGGUAGUAGAGCUGGGCAUUACAGCUCUCAGCACCGUCUUGUCGGUGGACUUCAAAAAGGGCGAGCUUGAAGUGGGCAUCGUGGGGGGACCCAGGGCCGACGGCGAGGAGGGAACAGACGCGCAGUUCCGCGCUCUUAGCGAGGAGGAAAUCGAUGAGCGUCUGCAGUCCAUCGCCGACAAGGAUUGA
Messenger RNA from Periconia digitata, 1155 nucleotides. The record is from the annotation of a GenBank genome assembly. NCBI's taxonomy places the organism in Eukaryota, Fungi, Ascomycota, Dothideomycetes, Pleosporales, Periconiaceae.